This is a messenger RNA of Caenorhabditis sp. 36 PRJEB53466, 491 nucleotides long. Lineage: Eukaryota; Metazoa; Nematoda; Chromadorea; Rhabditida; Rhabditidae. The record is from the annotation of a GenBank genome assembly.
AUGAGCAGUUGGUUGCGAAUCCUUUUCGUCUUCUUCAUCGUCCUUGUCGUCUCGACGUCGGCGCUUCCAUCAGACUAUGUCCGAUUCUUGAUUCAAUGUAAGUUCAGCAGGUGAAAAGUCAAGGUUGAAAGUUCUUACGUGCUAAAAUAAUCGAACGUGAUUUUACUAUUGAACGGUGACGGGCUGUCGGAACAGUAACCAACAUAGCUAGUCACUUUAUUAGGAAGCUGUGUUUAUUACAUAAAACUGAUGAAUCUGAAGUGAUUAGAAGUUGCCUGAUAUCUAGAAAACAAGUACUUUUCAAUUUCAGCGGCGAGAAACCACGAGAACUCGUACUAUCCACAGGAAGAGGUCGGGUUCAUGAGAGUGAAUCGAAACCAGGUACCGCAAUCGAACUCUUUUAGCUCAAUUCAAUUUCUAUUCUUUUCCAGGGUGCUGGCUCUGUGAGUCUUGACUCACUGGCAUCGCUUCCCAUGCUGCGGUACGGAUGA